GUCCGAAAGCGAGACCGAUCUCUAAGACUCACCGCCGCACCACCACUCACAUGACCAAGCCGAGUACUUAGACUACGUCACAGUAUCCUCGGAUUUUCUAUCUUUAGGUCCCUCGAGUUCUUAGGAUCACUCCUUCUUGAACUUGUAAUCAACCUCAUCAAAUCCCGCAGCCUCAGCCACUGGCCUCGCACAGUUACCAUGACCUUCACCACGAACACUAAAAAUGUUGCUCUCAUUUUUGGGGCUUCUGGCAUAUCCGGCUGGGCUUUGAUGCGUGAAUGUCUGCGGUAUCCGUCGAAACAGACAUUUUCUCGUGUUAUCGGCCUGAGCAAUCGGCCUCUAUCUCGGGAGGCAGCACAUGUUCCAGAUGAUCCACGACUUGAAAUCCACUCGGGAUUGGAUCUCACCGAUGAAAAUCAAACCAACGAGAAGCUAGGGUCUAUCCCCAACAUAGGAGAUGUAACGCAUGUGUACUUUGUUGCAUAUACUGGUCAUGGUGGCGACCCAAAGGAAAUUGUCAAGCUAAACGCGGCAAUUGUCGAUAAUGCUUUGAUAGCACUCAACGAGCUCUGUUCAAAGAUGGAGUUCUUUGGCUAUGGUACAGUCGGGGCCGGAUGGCCGCCUGCGCCUUGGAAAGAGGACCUCCCUCGCAUGCCAGAGCCGUACGCGUCUGACAUAUUCUACUAUGCACAAUACGAUGUGGUGGCGAGACACGCUGCAGAAAGCUCGUGGAAGUGGUCCGAAAUCAGGCUGUCUUAUCUCCCUGGAUUUGUCCCGCACCAUAAUGCUAUGAAUAUAGCACAGUCUCUUGGGCUCUAUCUAUCCUACUUUUGCUCGAAGAACGGUACUGGUAGCAAGUGUGUGUUUCCUGGAUCUCAAGAGUCCUGGACAGCACUGCGCACUGAGUCCUCGCAGGAUUUGAUUGCCCAUUUCCACAUCCACGUUUCAAUGCGUGCGGAACUGACGGACGGACGCUCGUUCAAUAUCGGAGACGGUGACCCGGUCUCGUGGGAGGUAACGUGGCCAGUGCUCUGUAACUAUUUUGGCCUCGAGGGAGUCGGCCCCUCAUCGAAAGCUGAAGGGGAGCUUUAUGGAAUUGAAUGGCUCAUGGCUCAAAAGGAUUUGUGGCCUGUAUGGAUUCAAGAAAAUGGUCUCAGAGAAAACGCUCUAGAUGCCAUGCAGUGGGAUAUCCUUGGCGUAUGCCUGUCUCUUCCGAUGCGGAUAGACUUCGACCUGACGGCAUCUCGCGAGAUCGGCUUUCAGGAAACCUUGGGGCCUGGUGAGGGCUAUAUACUAGCGUUCGAUCGGCUGCGGGAAGGGAGGUUUUUACCAUAGAAUAGGAUGGAUUGCACUUCUUUGCGACAUUAGCACCUUUCCAUAGGCACAUUUGUCUCCACGCAAAGGAC
Messenger RNA from Ilyonectria robusta, 1406 nucleotides. RefSeq lists its product as uncharacterized. NCBI's taxonomy places the organism in Eukaryota, Fungi, Ascomycota, Sordariomycetes, Hypocreales, Nectriaceae. The record is from RefSeq and is a predicted model, not a curated record. Bases 199 to 1335 code for a protein of 378 amino acids. The transcript is spliced from 5 exons.